GAAACGUGCGAAUAACAUAAUUGAGCCCAGGACUCAUCUUGAAGACAUUCGAUUAGAAUUCUAUCCGAGCACUCAGACUCAAAGCUCACUGCCUUGGGCGAAGUGUUGUGGCUUGCUGCACGAUAACAUAAGCACCUCAAGGACGAUGCCACACAGCCUUGUUCGUUGCAGCCUUGCAACUUUCAACAACUUCUGUUAUCUAUCACACUAUGGAUAUCGUAUCGUCGGCUUCAGCUGUCGUUGGCAUCAUCUUCAGUUUGGCUAAGGUCAUCAAAACUUGUAGUGAUGUCCAGGGCCGCUACCAACACGCAGAUUGCACCGUUAAUGCUCUCAGACACGAGCUUGAGAUAUUACAGGCGGCGCUGCAAGAGUUGGCAAACCUUAUGAUGCAUGACGCCUCUGCAUUGUCUUCGAGAUGGGACACGAGUGCGACUUUGCCGUUAACUUUCAAAGACGCCGUGCUUGGGUUCCAGAGGACGAUCGCUAGCCUAGAGAAGGAUUUUGAGCUUCUCAAGCCUACUGGGCCUACGCUGAAGAAGUCCGAGAAAAUCAACCUCCUUUGGAACGAUGAUGGAUUGAAUAAAUACAAAGAUCAGAUCAGAGGACAAUCAAACGCUCUGAAUUUAUUGUUGCAGGUACUUCAGACGUAGGUCAUAUGAUUUAUUUUGCAAUGGUCUACCUAGAAAAUUGCAGACUGUCGAAGAGGCCCUCGCCAAGUUGUCUUUUACCACACAUACCUCGGUCUCGGUACAAUCACCGAGUUCUCACGAGGAAGGUCAUACACAUAUA
Molecule: messenger RNA, 789 nt
Organism: Mollisia scopiformis
Lineage: Eukaryota; Fungi; Ascomycota; Leotiomycetes; Helotiales; Mollisiaceae
Exons: 2
Coding region: 210-650 (146 amino acids)
Source: RefSeq, a predicted model, not a curated record